AUGUGCCGCUGGAUCUCGGAGGCCCAGUGUUGCAAUGUGAAGGAAGUGAUUUAUGUGUCCAGCCUGACUUUUACGAAAAAUGAAAAGAGGAACUGCCCCAUCAACGUCUACUUCAUCAUUGACACCUCGGAGAGUGUUGCUCUGCAGACUGUGCCUAUCCAGAGCCUUGUGGAUCAAAUAAAGCGGUUCAUCCCUGUGUUCAUAGAUAAACUGGAGAAUGAGCUCUACCAGAACCAAGUCUACAUCACUUGGCAGUUUGGUGGACUUCAUUACUCGGAUGUGGUGGAAAUUUACAGCCCUUUAACAAGCAGCAAGGACAUAUACCUCCCCAGGCUGUAUGCUAUUAACUACCUUGGCCGGGGCACCUUCACGGACUGCGCCAUCUCCAACAUGACAGAGCAGAUCCAGACCCAGAUGGCCUCCGGCGUGAACUUCGCGGUAGUCAUCACCGAUGGCCAUGUCACUGGCAGCCCCUGUGGGGGGAUGAAGAUGCAGGCUGAGAGGGCACGAGACAUGGGGAUCAAGCUCUUCGCAGUGGCCCCCAGCGAGAACGUUUACGAGCAGGGACUGCGGGAGAUCGCCAACCUGCCGCAUGAGCUGUACCGCAACAACUACGCCAUCACGCAGAAAGACACCCUGGACAUCGAUGUGAACACCAUCGACAGGAUAAUCCAAGCCAUGAAACAUGAAGCCUAUGGAGAGUGCUACAAGAUGAGCUGCCUGGAGAUUGCAGGGCCACCUGGUCCCAAGGGAUACCGAGGGCAGAAGGGUGCAAAGGGGAACAUGGGUGAGCCAGGCUCUCCUGGGCUGAAGGGACGACAGGGUGACCCAGGUAUUGAAGGUCCGAUUGGAUACCCUGGUCCCAAGGGUGUCCCAGGGCUGAAAGGAGAGAAGGGCGAGAUUGGAUCCGAUGGACGGAGGGGUGCUGCUGGUUUGGCGGGCAGGAACGGCACCGACGGACAGAAGGGCAAGCUGGGGAGAAUCGGACCUCCAGGCUGCAAGGGAGACCCCGGUGACAAGGGCCCCGAUGGCUACCCAGGAGAUGCAGGAGACCAGGGUGAAAGAGGAGAUGAAGGCAUAAAGGGAGAUCCUGGCCGGCCUGGUCGCAGUGGACCCCCAGGACCUCCAGGAGAAAAAGGAAGCCCG
Messenger RNA from Eurypyga helias (sunbittern), 1146 nucleotides. RefSeq names its product collagen alpha-2(VI) chain-like. The annotation marks the transcript as partial. Lineage: Eukaryota; Metazoa; Chordata; Aves; Eurypygiformes; Eurypygidae. The transcript has 13 exons. The record is from RefSeq and is a predicted model, not a curated record.